GAACGUAUGGACUAAGCGCGAGGGCGGUGCCAACUCCUUCCAGUUGAAAGGACUGGAAAUAAAGGUGGAACAUGCCUAGACGUAAUAUCACAGAAUGUAAAAGUCUCGGCUUUCCUUCCGACAGAGUGGCUUGCAAUUAUCUUCCUGUAAUCGCCCUGGUGUUGCAUUUAUGCGGGGAUGAUGAUUAAGCACGAUUGCUGCUUAAGCUCAGUUACGGUACUCUACAUCAGCAAACUAUUUUUCAUUUUCAAGGCCUAAUUGGAUGUCGUGGAUGCCAGCGGAUGCCAGGAUGCCCUGUGUCUAUGUCCCUGUUUGGAUGCUGCGGAUGCUCCAUACAAAAACUGGAUGCUGUGGAUACAUUGAAUGAAAUCAAGCCAUCUAUUUCAAUUAAUGCCUUCAUAGGCAUCUAAAGCAUCUGCAAUCGUCGUAAGAUCUGGUGCAGUCGCAAGAUUUGAUGCAGUCGCAAGAUCUAGUGCAGUCGCAAGAUCUGGUGCAGUCGCAAGAUCUGGUGCAGUCCAUUCAAUUAUACUAUCGAGAAGCCGGUCUAAAAGAUGCGGAUGAGGAAUACCGUGUCAUCGCUCCAGAUUUGCCUGGGUUCGAAUUCACCGAGGUCCCUAAAGGGUAUCAGUACACCUUUGAGAAUCUUGCCGCCACGGUCGAAGAUUUCCUUGACGCGCUCCGGAUUACCAAGUUCUCAGUGUACAUUUUCGACUAUGGUGCUCACACGGCGCUACGCCUGGCCCUCCGCCAACCGGAGGCCAUUCAAGCCAUCAUCAGCCAGAAUGGCAACGCAUACGUCGAGGGGCUCGGAAGGACUUCUGGGCCCCGAUUCGAAAGUUUUCAGUACGAGUCCGGGGAGUCGUCUCCCGACAAGAUAGCUCCCGAGGCGUAUCAUUUGGACUAUGCCCUCCUUUCGCGAGCGGGAAACGCGGAAAUUCAACUGGACCUAUUCAAAGAUUAUGGCAACAAUAUUCCCCUUCUCGCGGUUUGGGGGAAGAACGAUGUCAUUUUUGUCCCAGCGGGUGCUGAAGCGUUCAAGAGAGAUUUGCCAAAUGCGGAGAUCCACCUCUUGGAUGCAGGACAUUUUGCAAUUGAGACACAUGCAGGGGCCAUUGCGGCCUUGACGACGGGAUUUUCGAGACGACAUGGACUUUAG
Messenger RNA from Eremomyces bilateralis CBS 781.70, 1156 nucleotides. RefSeq names its product alpha/beta-hydrolase. The record is from RefSeq and is a predicted model, not a curated record. The coding region runs from base 455 to 1156 and encodes 233 amino acids. Gene Ontology annotation, molecular function: epoxide hydrolase activity. NCBI's taxonomy places the organism in Eukaryota, Fungi, Ascomycota, Dothideomycetes, Eremomycetales, Eremomycetaceae. The transcript has 5 exons.